AUGCGGCGUAUCGAGCAACCUGCAUCGACAGCCCAAAAUGCUGUACAAGAAGUUUUUCCAAAAGAGGAAGAAGAAGAAGAAGAAGAAGAAGACAGCAGCAACACUCAACCGACCAAAGACUUUAAUUCUCCGGCAGAAUACCAAAAGUUACUCGCAGAGUAUCCAGGUCUACGCAUCAAACUACGGGAUAUUUAUAAGACUACCCAGGAAGAAGCAUGGGAUACUGCGUCCUUUACACCCCAUCAUCGCGAGAGGCCGAAUCGAGGAGCCUGGACGGCAGAAAAGGGGUUUAAUCGGGGUGUCGGGAAAGUUAGGAAAUGGAGAGAGACCUGUGAGGAUGGGGAAUGUACGGGCUCUGAUGCCGAGGGCUUUAUGAAAUUUAUUGCCCUGGUUGUUGGUGAGCGUGGAGAUAUGGAGUAUGGAGUGGUUUUACUGAGAUGGGUUUUUGGCAGAGCUACUGCACAAGUCUAUUUCAAGUUCCUAAUGCACAUCACUCCCAUCACGCCGAGUGAAUGA
Messenger RNA from Talaromyces atroroseus, 516 nucleotides. RefSeq lists its product as hypothetical. Bases 1 to 516 code for a protein of 171 amino acids. The record is from RefSeq and is a predicted model, not a curated record. The transcript is spliced from 3 exons. Lineage: Eukaryota; Fungi; Ascomycota; Eurotiomycetes; Eurotiales; Trichocomaceae.